AUGGAAACAGAAGCAAAAGCGCUAAUCGAUGCAUUGUUCACUGCCCCAGGGAAGGUCUUCCUCUCUGGAGAGUACUCAGUGACUUAUGGUAGUGAUACCAACCCAGCAAUCGCUUUCACUAUCGACAAGAGAACCCAGUGCCAUGUCAAGGUCUUCAAGAGAGAGGAAGGAUUCCCAUUUUUAGAUAUUGAAUGCAAGUUCUUCAAAAUAGUCUUAGAACAAUACGAGCAGCUUGAGGAUAUCUCCCAGCUCGAGACUGCCGAAAUCGGAGCUCUCACCACAUUCAUAGAAGCAGUUAAAGAAUCUGGAACUGAUCUCAAAGAGUUCACCGAGAAGUACUUCAUUACUAUCGAGAUGAAGUAUGCGUUCCCAUCAGGAAUAGGGCUCGGUUCAAGCGCCUCUUACAAUGUAGCUCUCGCUGCAGCAAUUAAUACAGUGGCAAGAAAACUAUCCAAUGGAAGUUUCAAGGAUAUGACCGAUAUCGCAUUCACUGAUGUCGAAGACCAAUGGAGAAUCAGAACCAUAGCAGAUAUAGGGGAAAAGGAGGCUCACAAGUCUAUCUCUGGUGCAGAAUCAGCAGUGAUCUCUCUUGGAGGAAUCUACAAAUACUCCAGAAACAUGACGGAAGCCUCUGAGGUGAUUGAAGCAUCAGCAGGUCUUCACUUGUCUGAAGACUUCAAAUUUGACCUAAUAGAUACUGGAAUCCAUAGGACUCCCAAAGAUAGUUUGGACGAUAUGGUAACCAUGCAUCAGCAAUAUCCAGAAAUUUUCCUUUAUACAGAGGAAAGCGAAGGAGUCAAGAAGAAAUACUCCAACGAAUCAAACAUCAAGAUCUUCAAUGCUGUGAUGGAAGCUAUUUGCUGCACUACAAAUUCGAUCGAGGCACUUCUAAAAGAGGCAACCUAUGAUUCUGACCAUUUAAGUCACUUGGUCAACACCAAUCACAGACUUCUAGAAUCGAUUAAAGCUGGAGCGGAAAUUAUUGAUGAAAUUGUUGUCCUCGCAAAUAGACACAAGGUAGGAGCAAAGAUUGUCGGUGCAGGAUUUGGUGGAUGCAUGAUAGCCAUCUACAACACCAACUCUCAAGUCCAAGAGUUCAAAGACGCUGUAAAUGCCCUCUCUGAGAAAGGAGUCUGCUUUAUCCCAGCAAAUUUCAGCAAACUUGGAAUUCAAUGAGAAUCUUGGGAGCAUAGAUAAUUAAUUUGAGUCACAAAGGAUUAUAUAUUUCAAC
Moneuplotes crassus is the source of this 1231-nucleotide messenger RNA. Lineage: Eukaryota; Ciliophora; Spirotrichea; Euplotida; Euplotidae. The record is from the annotation of a GenBank genome assembly.